CGUGGACAUUUCGAUAUAUUUUCACAACCAUAGUUUUACAGCCAAACAACAAAAAACCAAAAAAAAUCUCGUCUUUUCACCUGUAAAGACAUUUCGACAGGAUUUGUGGCCGGCAUAUAUAUAUAUAUAUAUAUAUAUGCUUAAGGUGUCAUCAGAGCUUGAAGAGUUUAUCCGGAAUCCUUCGCCCCGUGCGGUAACUGUGGACUACCAUAAACACUGCGAAAGCCAGCGGCAAAAUGUCCACCGAACUAAUUGAAUCCGUUCCACUGGUUAAAAUAAGUCCCCAGGGUAUAUUUAAAUAUAUUCUUAUCAAUAUCACUGACGGCGGCGAGUUGACAAAGACCGUAGUUCGUGGUUUCGACGAUUGCGAGUGGCAUGCUGACAUUUUUGAACGGGAGGAGGUAAUCUUUUCGGCUCAAAAGCUCGAAGCCGAAUGCAUUGGAGGCGGACGCAUCGAGCACGAUCCGGAGAAAAAGUAUAUGAAGGUGUACGGUUACUCUCAGGGAUUUGGAAAAGCGGACCACAGUCAAAGCAAACAAAUCUUGAAAACGAAAUACCCAGACUACAGGAUCGAAAUCUCUGAUGAUGGCUACUAACCCCGAAUUAAUUAAAAAUAGAGUCUGAUAUGUUUCUAGACUCAGUGUGCCAAGACAUUUGUGAGGUGGUAAUAAAGAUAUAGAUUUCAUAAACAGUCA
This is a messenger RNA of Drosophila serrata, 695 nucleotides long. It is a transcript of the gene janA, whose product is annotated as janus A. NCBI's taxonomy places the organism in Eukaryota, Metazoa, Arthropoda, Insecta, Diptera, Drosophilidae. Gene Ontology annotation, cellular component: cytosol. Gene Ontology annotation, biological process: peptidyl-histidine dephosphorylation. Gene Ontology annotation, molecular function: protein histidine phosphatase activity. The record is from RefSeq and is a predicted model, not a curated record.